GUAUUAAACUUAAACGACUUAAAAUCGUACACGAAAAAUGUUUUACCUGAAAAUAGUUUACAAGAAAUUAUACAAAAUGUAACAACAAAACGAAAUGAUCCUUCUUUUGAAGCACAAUUACAUUCUGAUGAAAUUAAUUUAGAUAUUCAAGCAAAUGAAAUUAAAUCACAGAUUUUAUUCUUAGAAGAAUCUUUGAAAGAAUCGACUGAAACUGAAGAUAAAGAAUUAGGAGAAAAACAUUUAGCUCAUUUGCAAGAAGAAUACAAACAUUUAAUAGAAAAACUAAUGCAUACCCAAGUCUCACAAUUAGCGUUGGAAAAGCUAAAAGAUGAACCUCUGGAAGUAACGAAUCUCUCACCUAUUAUUGAUCUUAUUGAAGCAAAACGAAAUUCUUUAACAACUCAACUUAAUGAGCUAAACACAUUAGAAGGUGGAACUGGUUCAGUUCUUUCUUCACAACUAGAUUUAACAAAUGAUGAAAAAAUUGUCAUUUUAAAGAAAUUGCAAACUCAUUUUGCAAAUAUAUCCAAAACAGAGAAAUUCGAUUUUCUUAAUGAAAUUUCAACAAAUUAUAAUAAAGAAGAAUAUGUGGCAAAUUUAAAUUCGGAAAUUGAAAAAUUAACAUCUGAAAUGCAUGAAAUUAAUGUUCAAAAAGUUUCUGUAAAAAAUACUGACGAGAAAAAAACGUUAGAAACAAAUGAACAAAGCGUCGAGAAAAAAUUAUUACAUGCUAAAAUAAAACAAUUAGCUAUUGCAAAAUUAUGUGAAUUGCAAGAAAUUCAUGAAGAUAUAACUGAAGAUCUUAAAAAUAUUGAAACAAUUAUUCCAAAUGUUUUACAAGAACAGGAAAUUCUUAUCAAGAGUGAAAUUGAUUACUCAAAACCGAACGUUCAACAAGAUUUCCAAAUAAGCCAACAAGAAGAACUUAGUGAAAUGGAUACUUUAACCGAACAACAAAGUAAUUUAAGCAAAUUAAAAGAACAUUUUACUUCUGUUAUAAAGAAUGAAAUUUCAGAAAUUGUGGAAGAAUUAGCAUCUAAUUACAAAAAUAAAGGUGAACAGUAUGCAGAGGCCUUAAAUUCCGAAGAGUUACAACUUAAAGAUAAGAUCAAUGAUUUGAAAUUACAAAAAUAUAAUAUCGAACUUCUAUCUGAUUCUGCAUUGGAUGAAGAGAGUACUGUAAAUUACGAAAAUCCAUCAGAAAAAGUGAAAGCUAUUGAUACGGAAAUUUCAUCAAAUGAAACAAAAUUACUGACUUCACAAAUUAAAAAACUUGCGGUUGCAAAAGUAACAAAUAUAAAUACACAAACAGAAAAAUUGGAAGACUUGUUUGAGGACGCUUUAUUAAGCUUACCAAAUAUCAUUGACGAAGAAGAGAAACUUUUACAGGCUGCAGUAAAAACAAAAGCUGAGGUGUUGGAAUCGGUUCAAACUACGAAACAAGAAGAAGUAAAAGAUGUUAGUAUCGUAAAACAACAAACUGUUGAAAGACCAGAUUUACAAGAAAUUGAUUCAGUGGAAGCUCAACAAAAGUUGGAAAAUAUACAUAAAUUGAAACAAUAUUUCACUAAUGUGGUAGCCAACGAUAUGUCAGAAAUUGUUGAGGAAUUAAUAUCGAAUUCUAAAGAUGUUAAUUAUGCCACCGAAUUAAAAGUUGAUGAAGUUCAAAUCAAAGGAAAAAUCAAUUAUUUAGCUAAAUGGCAAACGUAUAACCUUGAAAAAUUAUCAACAAUUCCUUUGGACGAAGCUGAAGAUAUCUCUCAAAAAGAAGGUAUAUUAGAAAAAGUUAACACCCUACAACAAGAAAUUAACUUAAAUGAAGCAAAAUUAUUAAAGACUCAAAUUAAAAUUAUGGCAUUAGCAAAAGUAGACGAAAUUACUGAUAAAUCAAAACCUUUGGAAGAUCUAUUCCAAGAUGCAUUGCUUAGUAUACCAAACGUUCUUCAAGAAGAAGAGCAAUUAGUUUAUAUGGCUACUAAAGUAGAGACGCCCGAUGUAAAAUUCAUACCAAAAUCGAAGGAAUUAGCCGCAAAAAAGAAUGCUGUAAAACUUCGAGAACAAAUUAAAAACGAAUUAAACAGUAGUAAUGAAGAUAUACUUAAACUAAGACAGCAUACUACUAAUUUCAACGAGGGAGAAAUAAAUAAAAUAGUUGAAGAAGUAGCUUUGAACGCCAGAGAUGGAGAUGAUUAUACUAAGCGACUAAAAACAGAAGAAAAACGUUUAAAAGAAAGAAUAAAAGACUUGAAAUGGCAAAGAUAUAAUUUAGAAAGAUUAUCCAGCAUGUCAACAGAUAAAUCUGAAAAUCAAAACGAUAUUUUAGAAACAGCGAAAAUUUUAGAACAUGAAAUAUCUUACAAUGAAGGAAAAUUAAUGAAUACACAAAUUAAAAAGAUGAUGAUAGCAAAUGUAGCCGAAGUUAUUGAUCAAACCGAGAACUUGACUAAUUUAUUCCAGGAUGUUCUUUUAAAUUUGGUUACUGAAUUACAGAAUGAAGAAUUGAUUAGUAAACCUACACCAGAAAUUCCUUCUACUGCUGAUGGCUCAGUUGCGGCAACGGAAACGAAAGAACAAGAACAACCUAAACCUCUUGACGAAAUAAAAUCAAGAGAUGAAGACAAAUCUCAAGCAAUAGAUCAAAUAACAGCUUCUUUAGACGAAACAAAAGCUCCAGAGCAUGUAGAGAAAAAAGUAGCAGAAGAAAGUACAGAGAGCAAAGUAACAGAAAACAAAGAAACAGAAUCAGUUUUGACUGAGGAAAUAGAAAAAAUUGCAGACAAAUCUCAAACAGCAAAAGAUAUUAGUAGUCUAAAAUCAAAAGAAACAAAAGAUAUUGUCGUAAUCGAACCUGAAAAAGCGAAGGAAGAUAAACUUCAAGUAUUGGAAAAGAUGAGAACUGAUGGUGAAAAACCAAAAGAAACAAUUACUUCAAAAGAAGUCACAAUUGAAAAAUUCGAAAAGAAGACAGCCGAAGACGAAAAAUCAAAAGAAACAACAACUGUUGGUCAAUCACCAUUAAUAGAAAAGAAGAAUGUCCGCGAUGAGAAAGAAGAACAAACAAUUUCUACAAAAGAAUGUGUUGAAGAGGAACUUCCAAUCUUUGAAAAGGUAGAAACUGGCGAGAAAGAAACAGAAAUAAUUUCCAAAAAAGAAACCGUUGAAGAAAAAACUAAAGCAUCGGAAAUGAAGAAAACUGGCAAUGAAAAAACAAAACAAACGCAGGAGGAAACAAAAGAAAUUGACUUGGAUCAAAAACUUCAAAGUAUAGCCAAACUAAAAGAACAUUUUGCGACUGUAACAAAAUACGAAAUAGAAGAAGUUGUUGAAGAAUUAAAAUCAGAAGCAAAAGAUACUGCCUAUGCUGAAAAAUUAGAAGCUGAAGAAGAAAGAUUAAAAUGCCGUAUAGAUGAUUUAAAAUGGCAACAAAAUUAUUUAGUACGUUUGACAAAAAUUCCUUCCGAAGAAUUUGAUGAUGUAUCAGAAAAGAGUGAUAUUGUCAGAAAAGUAAAAAAAUUAGAUAGAGAAAUAACAUCAAAUGAAGAAAAGCUGUUGGGUACUCAAAUAAAGAAGCUUGCAUUUGCUCAAGUUAAAAGUAGUAACGAACCUUCGGAAAAACUAGAUGAUUUGUUCGAAGAUGCUCUUUUAAACAUUCCAAAUAUACUUCGAGCGGAAGAAAGAAUUCUACAAAAUCCAUUGAAACCGAAAGAAGAUGUACACGUAGUAAUCGAGUCGAAAACAACAGAAGAAUUGCAGCAGAAACUUUCAACAGGUGACAAAUUAGAAAUAAUAGAAAAAGAUUCAGUUACUGAAAAAUCUGAAACUAAAUUACCAGCAGUAGAAAAAUCUAAGUUAGAAGAAAAGGUAUCUGAAAAAGGUAUAGAUCCAGAAAUGCUUAGUAAAUUAAUGCAACAUCAUGCAACUGUAGCAAAAACUGAAAUGUCAGAGCUAGCAAACGAGCUAGUAUCGAAUGCACAAAACCAGAAUUAUGCAGAACAAUUAGAUAAUGACGAAGCGCAAUUAAAAUCUAAAAUAAAUGAUUUAAAAUGGCAACGAUAUAAUCUUGAAAAAUUAUCAGACAUUACUUUAGAAAAUACUGAUGAUAUAGUUAAAAAUGAAAGUGUAUUAGAAAAAGCUCAAAUUCUUGAAGACGAAAUUUUCCUUAAUGAAGUGAAUCUUUUAAACAUACAAAUUAAAAAACUAGCUUUAGCAAAAGUUUCCGAAAUUACAUAUCAACCUGAAAUUGUCGAAGAUUUAUUCGAAGAUGCUUUAUUAAGUUUUCCGGAUAUACUUUUAGAGCAGAAAAAAUUCAUUGAAGACAUGUCUCAAAUAUCCGUCACAUCACCAGAAAUACAAAAAUUGAGUGAAAUACAACAGAUAUCAGAAAAAACGAAGGAAUUAGAAAACGUUAUCAAAUUAAAGGAACAUAUUGCUGCUGCAACAAAAGAUGAAAUUGCAGAAAUAGUCAAGGAAUUAACUACUGAAACCAAAGAUGAUAACUAUGCUAACAAAUUAAAAACAGAGGAUACGAAAUUGAAAGCAAAAUUAAAUGACUUAAAAUGGCAAAGGUAUAAUCUAGAACAUUCUAUAAAGAUGCGUUCAGGACAAGCUGAUAACAGAACUGAAACUGAUAAAGAUUCUUUAGAAAAGCUUAACAUUCUAGAACAAGAAAUAUCACUAAAUGAGACAAAAUUACUAGAGAAUCAAAUUAAAAUAAUGGCAUUAGGACAAGUCGCAGAAAUUAAGGAUGAAAGUGAAAAUAUUGAAGCGUUGUUCGAAGAUGCUCUUUUAACAUUACCCAAUGUACUUAUUGAAAAAGAAAACUUAUUGUCCCAAAGUAUGCCUGCAGUUAUUGAAACAUCAAUUGCCCUUCAAGAAGCAAAAACAGCAAUUCAAGCUGAACUAACCUCUGAAGAAAAGAAAGAAGAAGUCAAAGAUAAGACAGAAAAUGAAGAAAAAACUAUUUCUGUCGAAGAAGAAAAGUUACAAGAGAAGUCAGUUGAUAAAAAAAAGGAAAAAGUUACGAAGUUACAAAAAGAUAAUGAGACCGAAGACAAAACAGUGAUUACAAAAAAAGAAGAUAUUGGUAAAGAAAAACUUGAACUAAAAGAUAAAGAAAAACCAGAAAUAAGAUCAGUUGAAAAAAUAGGUGAUGAAAAGGAAGUCAAAACAGUGGAUAAGAUAGAGAAAGGAGAUGAUAAAAAUCAAGUGCAAAGUAAAGAAGUUCUAGAAGAAAAGCAGGAACGAGAUAAAGCCACCACCAAGACUUCUGAUGACUCUGAUGAUUUAAAAGAAAAAAUUGUUGUAAAGGAAGAAAGUAUCAAAGCAGAGAAAGAUAAAGUAGAGGAUAAAUUUGAUGAAAAGAAAGAACAAAAAAUUGAAAUCACAGCAAUUGGCAAUGAAAAACAGAAACCAGCUGAAGAAAAAAAAGAGAAAGAAAUAUCGGAAAAAACUCUUGCUAAGACCGGCGAAACUGCUGACGUAAAAUUAGAACCAAAAGUAGAAAGUAAAGCAGCGGAAGAGAGCCAAGAACUCAUAGAAGAUUUAAAAAAAGAAAAAAUAGAAGAGAAGGCAGUUGAUAAGGAAGAACAGAAAGUUAUCGAAGAAAAAAAGAAAACAGAUAUAUUAGGCGAAGAGGUAGAUCAAGAAGCCGUUGUAGAAAAGGAAGAACAAGUGGUAGAAAGCAAGUCUGUUGAAGCAGAAAAGGAAAAACUUGCUAAAGAAACAGUUGAAAAAAAAGAGAAACUUACCAAAGAAAAGAAAGAAGAAAAAGUUGCAGACACAGCGAGUAAAGCAAAAGAUGUUGAUAGAAAUAUUGAAGCAAACAAAGGCGAAAUAAGCGAAGCAGAAGAUAAAGAAAUAUUGAUUAAACUACAACAAUAUUAUGAGAAUAUGACUGAAAAUGAAAAGCAUGAAGUUGCAAAAGAAUUAACAAUAAAUGCCACCGAUGAAGAAUAUUGUAAACAACUUAUCGCCGAUGAAGCAAAAUUAAAAGCUAAAAUAAAUGAUUUAAAAUGGCAACGUUAUAAUCUAGAAAAAUUGUCAAAUGUUGCGCUGGAACAAAUCGAUAAUAUACCAGACAAUGAUACAAUGUUAGAAAAAUUACAUAUUUUAGCCAAAGAAAUUACAUUAAAUGAAGCUACUCUUCAAAAUAUUCAAAUAAAAAAAUUAGCUCUUGCUCAAGUCGCUGAAAUAGUUGAUAAAUCAGAAAAUUUGGAAGAUUUGUUUGAAGAUUGUCUUCUUAAUAUGCCAUCAAUAUUAGAAGAAGACAAAAUUCGUCUUGUAUCUCAGCCUACAAUAAUCUCAACAAUUAUUUCACAGAUUCAAAAAGUUAAAGAGGAACAAAUUAAAGUCACACCGUUAGAGGCUAUUCAAGAUGACUCAGCCUCAUUAUCGCCUGAGAAAGAAAUAGAACAAAAACUUGAUAGCAUUUUGAAACUAAAAGAAUAUUUAACGUCAGUAACUCAAGAUGAAGUGGCGGAAAUAGUAGAAGAAUUGAAAUCAAAUUCUAGCAAUGAAGAUUACGCUGAACAAUUAGAAAUCGAAGAAACACAAUAUAAAGCUAAUAUUAGUGAAUUAAAAUUGCAAAAACAUAAUUUGGAAGAAUCUUCGAGUAUCAUAUUUGAAAAAACAGAAAAUAUUGAAUUGGAAGAUUUACUUUUAGAGAAAGCAAAUGUAUUAGAACAUCAAAUAACACAGAAUGAAGCUAAAUUACUAAAUACGCAAGUUAAAAAACUUGCACUUGCAAAAGUAAAUGAAAUUGCAGAGAUAUGUGAAAAUAUAGAAGGAUUAAUUGAAGAUGUCGUGUUAAGUAUCCCUGCAAUUCUUCAAGAAGAAGAGCAUAUGCUUCAAAAUGUCAUAAAAAUUGAAACUCCAUUAGUUAAAACUGAAAUACCUGUAUCGAAAGUUGAAUCUUCAUUGGCUAAAACAGAAGAAUUUAUGUCAAAACCGAUAGAAGCCCUUAUAGAAUCAGAAGAACAAAUGACAACAGAGGAUAUCGAACAAUUAAAUUUACAUUAUAGUUCAGUAACAUCAGCGAAAAUAGCCGAAUUCAUAAAAGAAUGGCAAUCAGAUAACGAUGAAAUUGCCUACGCAAAUAGAUUAAUAGCGGAGGAAAAACAAUUAACUGCUGCUAUAAAUGAAAUUAAAGCACAUAAAGUAUUAUUAGAAUCAAUUUCCACGUUGCAAAACGGAAACUCUGAAGAUUUAGAAAAUAAAAGGAAUUUGGAACAAAUUGCAAUCUUAGAACAAGAAGAAUUGCUUUUAAACAAUAGAUUAAAAGAUAAUCAAAUAAAAAAAAUUGCUAUUGCAAGCGUAUAUCUGGAAAGCAAUGAAGAAGAGGAGAAAGUGGAUUUAUUGAAAAAAAUAUUUUUAAACAUGUUGAAUGUACUAAAAGAGAAAAGCGAAAAAUUGAAAGGAAAAUCAGAAAAUGAUAAAGAAAGUGAUACUGAAGAAGAAAAUAUUAAAUUAAGUGAAAAAUUAUUCAUGGAUUCUAAACAAGAAAAGAAAGAAGAUAUCGAAAAGAAAGAACAAGAUUUGAAGAAGCAAAAAGAAGCUACACAAACCGAAAAUGUGCUGGAAAAAACUGAAAGUGAUUUAAAAGCAGUCGAAGAAAAAUUAAUAAAUAAAGAUGAAAAACUACAAGAGACAAAAGUAAAGGACAUAAAAUCAAAAUCAGACACCCAAUCUACAAUUGAUUUGGAAGUGUCGAAGGAAGAAAGAUUUUUAAAACAAGAAACUAGUGUUUCGGUAGAAGAUAAAUUAGAAAAAACAGUUGAGAAAGAAAAAGAUACAACAAAAGACAAAACGGUUAAAAACGAUGAGGAUACAAAAUCAGAAUCGGCAUCUAAAACAAAAGAAAAAAAAGUAGGAGAUAAAGAUUCAAAUGAUACAGACAAAAACAAGCAAGAAGAAAUUCUUGAAAAUAAAAAAGAAAAAUUGGAAUUAAAGAAAUUGAAGAGUGUAGAAGAAAAUAAAUCAGAAAAUUCAGCUAAAACUGAAGAAAAGAUAGCAGACGAAAAUAAAGCAAUUAAAAAAAGUUCUGCCAAAUUAAAAGAUGAAAAAGAAUCAAUUGAAGUUGAUAGUCACAUUACUCAAGAACAAAAAGAAGAAGUAACCGAAAAAGAAGCAGAGAAAAAAUCUGAAUUAAGUGAAUCUAAAAAGCUUGAAAGUAAAAAGAAAGAUGAGCAUAUUGCAGAUCAAGUAAUUGAAAAGAAAGAAGAAAAACAAAUAGAAGUUUCUAUUGAAGAAGAGAAAACGAAAACCGAACAAACAAGCAUAAUUACAAAAGAUGAAAAAUCUACUAAAUUAGAGGAAAAAGAUUCAAAACAACUUGAUAUUACUAAAAAGGAAGAAAGCAAAGAGGAAGAAGUUGAAAAAAAUAUAGAAAAAGCAAAGGCCAGGGAAUUACUAGAUAAUAAAACAGAAGUAAAAGAAAAUAAGGAAAAAACGGAAGAAAGACAAACAUCAAUCGAAGAGAAAGCAAGUGAACAAAAAGAGAAAACAGAAAGAACAUUAGACGAAAAACAAAAAGUCGAAAGCAUUAACAAACAACAAGAGGCACAAAAUAAGUUACUUGAAAAGACAGAAGAAAUAAAAUUAUCUUCUGAAACUAGUGAUGAAAAGGAAAAAACUAUUCAGAAACUAACAGAAACGUCAAAAAAGAUAAGUGAAUCGUCUUCUGAUAUUAGCGAUAAAAACAAAGAAAAAUCAGAUAAAAAGACUGAUAAAAAGACUGAUAAAAAAUUAUCAGAAGAAGUAAUGAGUACCGAGCAGAAAGAGAUAACAGAUAGUACAAAACUAGAAAGUAAUAAGAAAACUGAAGAGAAAGAGGAAAGAAAAAUUAAAACACUUUCUGAAAUCACUACCGAAAAGAAAGGAGAAAUGAAAGUUAAAACACUCAAUGAACAGAGCGAAGAAAAUCAAGUGAAAUCAUCUACUGAACUUGCUGCCGAGGAAAUAGAGAAAAUUAAAGAUACAUCUCUUGAACCGAUUAAUGAUAAAAACGAGGAAACAAAAACCGAAUCACUUUCUAAGUCCAUUGAUGAGAAAACGGAAGACAAAAAAGACAAAUUAUCGACAAAACCUUCCGUUGAAAAGAUAGAAGAAACAAAAGAGAAAACAUCUCCCGAACAACCCGCAGAAACAAAAGAAGAAAUAGGAGUGCAGUCAUCUACUGGAACAUCCGGUAAAGAAACUAAACGUAAAUCAUUUUCUGAGCCUAUCGAUGCGAAGAAGAAAGAUCAGAAGGGAAAAACAUCUCCCGAACCUGCCAAAAUAUCAGAUGAACCUAUCGUUGAAAAGAAAGAAGAUAAACCAACUUCAGAAUCUACUGAAGAAAAGAAAGCAGAAACUCAAGUAAAACCAUCUUCUGAAUCUACCGAGGAAAAGAAACAAGAUGAGAAGGUAGGUAAAAAAACCCAGUCUUCUACUGAAACAGAAAAGAAAGAAGAAAUAAAAAGAAAGUCAUCUGUUGAAACCAAUGAUCUUAAAUCAAGUCCUGAGCCAAUUGAUACAAACGAAGAAACGAAAACAAAAAGAUCUGCUAAACCUACUGAAGAAAAGAAAGAAGUGCAAAAAGUUGAACCAUCCAAUGAGCCUGUUGAAGAAAAACAAAGUAUAACAAUAGCUAAGCCCACAGAAGAAAAGAAAGAAGCUGAACACACUUCUAAGCCUAUCGAUAAAAAUAAAGAAGAAUCGAAAGUUGAACCAUCUCCUAAACCUACUGAUGAGAGCAAAGAAAAAUCUAAAUCUAAAACAUCUCCUGAAAGUACAGAAGAAAAGAAAAAAGAAAAGAAAGAAGACGCAAAAGUUGAACAAAUUUCUAAGCCUAUCGUAGAAAAUAAAGAAGAGUCGAAAGUUGAACCAUCUUCUAAACCUAUUGAUGAAAAGAAAGAAAAAUCAAAAGCUAAAACACCUCCUGAACCUGCGGAAGAACCAAAAGUCGAACCAGCUCUUAAACCUACUGAUGAAAAGAAAGAAAAAUCUAAAUUUAAAACGUCUUCUGAAUCUACAGAAGAAAAUAAAAAAGAAAAAAAAGUUGAACAAACUUCUAAGCCUAUCGUAGAAAAUAAAGAAGAAUCGAAAGUUGAACCAUCUUUUAAACCUAUUGAUGAAAAGAAAGAAAAAUCAAAAGCUAAAACAUCUCCUGAACCUACAGAAGAACCAAAAGUCGAACCAUCUCCUAAACCUACUGAUGAAAGCAAAGAAAAAUCUAAAUCUAAAACAUCUCCUGAACCUACGGAAGAAAAGAAAAAAGAAAAAAAAGAAGACAUAAAAGUUGAACAAACUUCUAAGCCUAUCGUAGAAAAUAAAGAAGAAUCGAAAGUUGAACCAUCCCCUAAACCUACGGAUGAAAAAAAUCAAAAAUCAAAAGCUAAAACAUCUCCUGAACCUACAGAAGAAAAAAAAGAAGAUUUAAAAGUUGAACCAACUCGUAAAUCUACUCAUGAAAAGAAAGAAAAAUCAUGUACAGAAGAAAAGAAAGAAGAUGCAAAAAUUGAACAAACUUCUAGCCUUGUUGAUGAAAAGAAAGAAGAAACGAAAGUUGAACAAUCUCCUAAAUCUACUGAUGAAAAGAAAGAAAAAUCAAAAGCUAAAAAAUCUCCAGAACCUACAGAAGAACCAAAAGUUGAAUCAACUCCUAAGCCCACUGAUGAAAAGAAAGAAAAACCGAAAACUAAAACAUCUUCUGAACCUACAGAAGAAGAAAAAGAAGUUGUACCAACUCCUAAGCAUGUUGAUGAAAAGAAAGAAGAAACAAAAGUUGAGCCAUAUGCUAAGCCUAUUAUAGAAAAGAAAGAAGAAUCUAAAGUUGAACCAACCCCAAAACCUAUCGAUGAAGAGGAAGAAAAAUUAAAAGCUAAAACAUCUCCCGAACAAAAGAAAGAAGUUCCAAAAUUAGAACCAACUUCUGAGUCUGUUAAUGAAAAGAAAGAAGAAACAAAAUUGGAAUCAUCUCCAAAGCCUAUUGAGGAAAAGAAAGAAGAAACAAAAGUUGAACCAUCUCCUAAAUCAUCUCCUGAACCUACAGAAGAAAAGAAAGAAGAGAAGAAAAUAUAUCCAGAAGUUAAAUCAACUCAAAAGUCUGUUGAUGAAAAGAAAGAUGAAACAAUAGUUGAAUCAUCUUCUAAGCUUACUGACAAAAAGAAAGAAGAAAGAAAAGCUGAACCAUCUCCUGAACCUAUUGAAGAAAGGAAAGACAAAUCAAAAGCUAAAAUAUCUCCAGAACCUACAGAAGAAAAGAAAAAAGAAACGAAAGAAGACGAAAAAAUUAAAUCACCUCCUACGCCUAUUGAUGAAAAGGAGGAAAAAUCCAAAUACAACGCAUCUCUUGAAUCUACCGAAGAAAUAAAAAAAGAAAUGAAAGAAGACGCAAAAGUUGAACCACCUUCUAAGACUAUUGAUGAAAAGAAAGGAGAAACGAUAGUAGAAACUAAAUCUUCUCCUGAACUUACUGAACAAAAAGAAAAAAUUUCAAAAGAAAAAACAUCACCAGAACUGACUGUAGGCGAAAAAGAUGAAAAAGAAAAGAAACUGAAACCUAGUUCCAAAUCUAGCGACAUAGACAAUGAUGAUCAAAAAAAUAAAUCAGCCGUUGACAAGAAAGCUAAAUCACCGCCUAAACCUAGUGUAAAAAAGAAAGAUGAUAAUAAAGAGAAAAAAUCAGAGGUAAAAAAAGAUGAAGAAAAAUCAAUGUCCUUAAGUAAAGAAUCAGAACUUAAAACAGAUAAAGAUAUUAAAUCGAAGUCGGCGCAAGAUGAUAAGUUCGAUUCGAAACAUUCCAAAACACUUGAUGAUGACAAAAAAGGAGAUAAAGAAAAUACAAUUGAAAAGAAAAAAGAAAGCGAAUCCUCAGUUUCUUCUAAAUUAGAUGAAGUUAAAUCUCGUAGUGAACAUAUUAAACGGAAAGAAAGCAUAAGGUUACUUGAAAAACAAGACAAGGACACUAAAAAAGAAACUGUGGUACAAAAAGAGGAAAUUUCUAAAGUAGAUACAACUAAUCGAAAAAUAGAAGAUACAAAACAAAUUAUGAAAGAUACAUCACGCAAGGACUCAUCAACAUAUAAGUCAACCAUUACCAAAAAAGAUCAACAACUUGAAAGUAGUACGCAAGAAAAGGAUACUCUCAUAAAAUCCACUGAUGAUCAAAUUCAAUCGUAUACUUCGACAAGCACUUACAGGCAAAUUUCAAAUGCAGAUGUUGCAGAUAAAAAGGCAGGAAUUGCAGUAGGUCGUGAUAGGAAAACUACCGACGCAUACCAAAAAGAUACUGAGAUAAGCACUAAACGAUUUGGUGCUAUUCCCAAACGUGUAGAACCCUCAAAAGACAUAAGCAGAUUAAAAGUUGAAGUUCCCACUAGUAAUUGGGAAUCAAGAAGCCUUGCUUUAAGCAAUAGACAAGCAUCGCCUUCAAAACAUUACCAUAAAUAUGAUAAUAUUAUUAAAGAUACUGAAAUUUCACGAUCGUUCAAAAAUGCUGAUGAAAUUAAGAAGGGAUACAAAACAAUAAUUUCUGAUUAUCAAACGGGAUCAAAAGUAUUAAAACAAGAAAAACAAUUACUUUCGUCACUAUCGGAUUAUUCAAAAUCUGUGUCACUAACAAGUGCUACAAUCUCGCCUAAAACUUACAGCGUUGAACCUUUACUUUUUGCGCGUGAUAAACCAAGAUCGAAAUAUAAUGGUAAUCUUUAUUCACAUACUAGCUCGGAUAACUCUUAUCAGGCUUUACGAGACACACGUAAAACACACGAUCGUAUACAAAAUUUAAUCAGUUUAUCAGAGUCUGUAACAAAUUCGCUAAUCUCAACAAACACAAUUACGUACAGUGACUAUGAAAAAUGUAGCAGAAAAAAUAGACAUGCAAUUCGGGCUAAUUUACAAAUAUCAAAAUAUAAACCAUCAAUUGAUCUAAAUUAUUAUGAUGGGUAUAAUCGAAUUUCACAAAUUAAUCGAAUAAUGGAUUUCGAACCAUAUUAUGAUCACUAUUUCAAGUUACCAAUGAUGUCUGCAGUUUAUAAAUCGAAUAUUGAACGAUCUUAUCUUUAUCCACGCCGUUAUGAAGUAACUCUUUAUUGUGGAUUUUUAAGACGACAUGAAACUAUUGUAAGGGGGUAUAAUCGUUAUAAAUAUGGUGGACAUAGUUAUCCAAAAAUUAUAAAGCACGAUGCUGAUGAAAGUUUUAAUUUGAAUGCUGUUAAAUUCAGUUGUUAUGAGAAUUGUCAUUCUUAUGAAACUUGUCGCCAUCAACCAGAUGCCAGAUCGUUGGUGAAUACAACCACAGGUAAAUUGGUAUUAGGACAAAAAGGGUAUAUGGAAGUAUGUCCUCUGAGGUCGCAACAUCGUUCAGUUAAAUGGAGGAGUCCUGAUUCCGACAAAUAUUUAAAAGGAGAUGCAGGAACCGAUACAAUUACAACCAGAGUACGUUCAAGUUUAGUUUUUGUAAGUGUUAAACCUAAGGCUAGAGCAAAUUCAGAUCAUGACAUUCCCAAAAUAAAAACGCUGAGAUCAUGCACAAGUACUUCCAAACAUUCAAGCUAUUACCCAAGACUUCAGAAAUCAACAACAUUGUUUAUUUCACAACCAGAUUCUUUAAUAUCAGUUGCACCAGGACAAGAUAUCACUGUAUCGUUUGAGAUUAAUCCAGAUUCCAAUGCCAAAGUGAACUGGACUAAACGAACAAUUGAUGUAACAAGGAAUCCUAGAUUUAGGACGGAAUCAUUUGGAAAUGUUACGAAAUACAUACUUAAAAAUUCAAAUUACGAUGAUAUGGGCACGUAUUGUUUAUCCGCUGAAAAUAAUUAUUCAACCAGUAAGGCAUUUGUAACGGUUACAGUUGAUAAUAAUUGUAUCUAUAAAAAUACAACGUAUUAUAAGUUAUUAAAGAAACAUAAUUUACCAAGUAUUGGAUCAAGUAGAACAAUGCCAACAUAUUCAAAACUUCAAGAUAUGCAACUCACUACAUACAAACCAACGAAUGUUAUUACUUCAUAUUCCAUGGUACCUCCAAUCUUUUAUACAUUACCACAUAACACAGUAGCAGAGAUUGGUGAAUCAGCACGGUUUCAAGUAACAGUUGGUGGGUAUCCAUCACCAACUGUUACAUGGACAAAAGAUGGACUUGUAAUUGGUCGUAACUCAAAAAACAGAGUUAUAGAAAAAUUUAAUACCAAAGUGUUGGAAGUAACACUCAUAGCAGCUGAAGAUGCUGGUAUAUACACAAUAACUGUACAAAAUGAAGCAGGACGAGCUUCGGCAUCGGCGAGAUUAGAUAUAAUUACUAUGAAAAAUAAACCCUAUAAUUUACGAAUGUAAUAAAAAGUUUUCCGUGUAAUAUU
This is a messenger RNA of Chrysoperla carnea, 14333 nucleotides long. RefSeq names its product titin-like. The record is from RefSeq and is a predicted model, not a curated record. Lineage: Eukaryota; Metazoa; Arthropoda; Insecta; Neuroptera; Chrysopidae. The transcript is spliced from 5 exons. The coding region runs from base 286 to 14310 and encodes 4674 amino acids.